Messenger RNA from Closterium sp. NIES-65, 10104 nucleotides. The record is from the annotation of a GenBank genome assembly. Lineage: Eukaryota; Viridiplantae; Streptophyta; Zygnematophyceae; Desmidiales; Closteriaceae.
AUGCCUCCGGCUAAGAAGAAAGUUAUAGCCGACGUGAAGGAGGGAGAUCUCGUGCUCGCCAAAGUCAAGGGAUUCCAGCCUUGGCCCGCCAAGGUCAUAAGCGCAGAGGAAGCACAGAAAGCUGAUGUGAAAUUGAAAUAUAAGCCAAACAAGGUCUAUGUAACCUUCUUCCCAUCCGGGCAAUUCCGCGCGUGCAAUCCCGCGGAUGUCACCCCCUUUUCCGCGGAACUGCGCGAGCAGCUGACUGCGCCGACCGCCAGGCGAGUAUCGGCGGACUUCUCGAUUGGGCUGGCAAUGAUGUGCGAGCUGCAGGAUAGGCGGAAGGAAGGCCAGGCGGAGGGGGAGCAGGGGGGCGCGGCGGGGCGGGCACAGGCGGUGGGGGAGAGGUCGGGGGGCGCGGAAGACGCCGCAGCUGCUGCACAGUCCUCCCCUCCUUCCCACCCGCCCUUCUGCUCCCCCACCCCUCUCCCGUGCUUUUCCUUCGUGCUGCAGCAGCCAGACCAGGCCGCUGCUGCAACCGCAGACUCUGCUGACCCUAGAGCGCAGCCCGAGCAUGCAGGGGACGCAGCUGCCGCUGCUGCAGGUGCCCCGGGAUUAGCCCAGGCUGGUCCAGACAGGGAGGCAAGCCAAGAUAUGGGGCAGGGGGAGGGGGAGGGGGAGGGGGAGGGGGAGGGCGAGGAUGCGGUAGGUGCACUGGGGACCUCCCCAGUAGCUACCCGCCCCUUGGAAAACGGCGAAGGGGGAAGAUUUCCGACAGAGGCGCUGCUGGGAAACGGGGAGCGAGAGGGGCGGAAUGGGGAGGGAGCGGAGGAUGGGGAGGGGUUGGGGUUGCAAGGAGUGGACGCUCGGGGGGGGAUAGUGAAGGAUUUUCACGUUGUGGGCCCGGAUAUUCUCAACUCCGCGUGGCGGAAGCGGAAACGGCUGGAAGAGCUGGGGGAUGUGGGCGCAGCGGAGAAGAGGAGAGAUGGGGCGGGAGAUGGGGGGGCGGGGCUUGAGGCGGGCGGGGAGGAAGCGGGGGAGAGUGGGGACGGGCGCGAGGGCGUGGCGGCGAGUGGUAUAGAAGCUGUCUUGAACGGUGGUAGGAAGGGAGUAGGUGGAGGGAAGGAUGGUGCGGAUGGGAGGGAUGGGGAGGAGGGUGUUGAGGAUGGUGGUGCAGCUGUAGCUGAGGAAAAGAAGAGUGGUGAUGGAGGAGUGGGAGAGAGAGAGGUUGCAACGGCGGGGGAAGGGUAUAAGAAGGCGGGGGCGUCGCAAGAAGUUGGUGUGAAGGCGGACGGGGAAAAGGGCGAGCAGACGGAGGAGGGGAAGUGCGAAGGCGAGGUGAAGGACGGGGGUGGAGAAGGGAUUGUGGGCGUGAAGCAAGAGGCAUGUGCUGCUGAGAGUGCGAGUAAGAGAGUUUCUGUGCGAAUGGAGGAAGAUACAGGUCGUACUGUGGCUGGAAGCUGCAGCGAGACGGAGGUUUCUGCAGGGACGAAGGAAAGGCAAUCUGUGGCAGCGGCAAUGGUUCAAGUGAACGUGUUUACAGACGGAAGCGGAGGAGGUGCUCGUGCUGGUGGGGAGCUGGUACAGGUGGUGGUUCAAGAGGCUGUAGGGAGUCACGUGGAGUUUGAAGAGAAGGCGGUGGAAGGGGGAAAAGCGGAGGAGAUGAGUGGGAGGGAUGCUGGUGAGAAGGAGGAGGAGGCGAGGGGCAGGGAUGGGAGGGCGAGGUUGGAGCAGCGGCCGGCGAUUGAGAUACUGGGAGCGGUGAGAGUGCAGGGCGCGGGCGGGUGGGUGAAAGCCUCUGCAGCUGCCUCCGCUGCUGGUGCUGUGGCGACGGUUGCUGCUGCUGGUGUUGCUGGUGCUGCUAGCUCUGGUGCUGGCGGCGCUGCUGGUGCUGGCGGCGCUGCUGGUGCUGGCGGUUCUGGUGCUGAUGGUGUGGCGUUUUCCCGUGAGUCUGGUCAAGGGGAGGAGAGGCAGACGCGGUCGAGUGCAGGGAAGGCAAAAGAGCCGGAGAGGGAAGGGAGGGGAGAGGGAGUGAAGAGUGGCGUGCAGGCAUUGUUGCAGGGAGGGCAGAAGGGAGGGGCGGGGGAGAGGAGAGCCCUGAAAGGGCUUGAGGUGCUUCAGAGGGCGCAAGGCGCGCAGGCCAGAGAGGGGGAGAGGGCGGAGAGGGCGGAGGGUGGUUCUGGGCGUGGGGUUGGGAGGGAGAGGGAGGGCAAGGGAGAAGAGAAAGGCAGUGGGGUGGAGAAGGAGAGUGAGGGGAAAGUGGGGGUGGAGGGGGCGAGGGAGAAAGGUUUGAGGGGACAAGAGGGGAAGGAGCAAGGGGUGAGGGAACAAUGGGGGAGAGAACAAGGAGCGAGGGAACAAGGGUCGAGAGAAAGCAGGAGAGGCGUGGACAAAUUGAGGGAAGGAGAAAAGAGACCUCUGUCUAGGGAGAAAGAGCUGAAAGAUGCGAGAAUGGAACGAGGGAGGAAGGAGCUGGAGAAAGAGGGGGUGGUGAUGAAGCGACCCGGCCAGAUGGGAGGCAAGGGCAAGGCAGACGCGAGGGGGAAUGUGGGAGGGCGGCAGGUGGGUGGUCCUGGUGGGCAAUCAGGAAAGAGUCCUGUGGGUGAAUCGCUUGUGGGUAUGAAAAGGAAAGCGCGGUGGGAUGGUGCUGGCGCUGACGCUAGUGAGGAGGGCAGAAAGCAGGGUGGGAAAGAGCUGCUCAGGGGGACUGGGACGGCGGCAGCAGGAGCAGCAGCAGCAGGAGGAGCAGGAUUAGGAGGAGGAGGAGCAGGAGGAGCAGGGGACGGUUCCAGGGCAGCAGGAGGUGGUGCUAGUGGUGGUGCGAGUGGUGGUGCUGCAGGCGCAGGUGGCCAACGGCCCAGCCCCAGGACGUGGAGAGGGCGAGAUUCAGAGGAGAUUUGGAAGGAACUCGGGCAGAUGGGGUUGCUGGGGGAGGGGGAUGGGGAAGAGGGAGCAGGCAGAGCGGUGCAAGUGGGAAUGAGUGUGGUGGCAGGAGGGGAGGCUGGGGGCGAGUAUGUUAAGGUUGAGUUAAGUGUGUGUGAGGGGGCGGUGCUUGGAGCAGGGGCCGUGAGGCGGGAGUUUGUGGGGGAUUUGAGGGUGUAUAAGAGGAGAAAGAUGAGUGGGAAGGGAUACAGUGCGGUGCAUGAGCAGCAAGCGGGGCAGGUUCCGGGAAGAGCGUUUCUGUAUUGGACUCGGCGUUACCAGCAGAUGUUGUUAGAGAGAGGCACGCUGCAGCUUCUGCCGGCUAGUCAGAAAGCCCUGCGCAAGGAGCAGGAAGAGCAGCAGCAGGAGCAGCAGAGGAGGAACCAGAGGCGCGUGCAGAAGCAGCAGCAGCAGGUGAGGGAGCAGGUGGAGAGGAAAGGGAGAGUGGCAGCACAGCAGCAGGCAGCGGGAGCUGCAACUGCUGCCGCCGCCGCUGCUGCUGUCCCGUCAUCCUCUCUCACGGAUCUUCUGCAGCAGCUGCAGCACACGCUAGAAGCUGAGAGGGGCCAGAUGGACGAGCAGACGCGAGAAGCCGCCAUGCGUGCUGCUGCUGCUGCCGCUGCGGCCGCCGCUGCUGCUGGUGCUGGUGGCGGUGGGAUCGCAUCUGCUGCUGCGUCGGCGCUAGCUGGCUCCUCUGGUUCGGGAUCUGCAGGGGGGUCGAUAAAUCUUGUGUCUCCCAGGGGGAUGAAAGCGACAGCAGGGGGGAAAGGUGCAUGGGGAAAGGCUCCUGGGGAGAUGGGUGGGAGUGGGGAGCAAGGAGCAGGGGUGAAUGGGCCUGGGAAGAAACGAGGAAAGGAUGGGGCAGAGGGGAGGGGUGAUGUGGUGGUGAGAUCUAGGUUGCUGCGAGGGGGGUCGGACGGUGGGGGUGGGGAGGCGGAUGAAGGGGAGAGUGUGAGAGGGAAGGGGGUGAGUGGAGGGAAGAAAGGGGUGGGACAGGAGGGACGGGUGCAAGGGCUUGGUGGGUUCAAGAGUAGCAGUUUAAGGAGGGGGGUGGGAGACGAGGGGGAUGGGGGAGAAGCGGGUAAAGGAGUGAGAAAGAAGACGGUUGGGAAGGGUUAUGAAGGGGUGAAGGAUGGAAGGGAGACAGGGAGUGGGGCAGGUGAGGGGGAAGGGGGAAUCAGCACUCGGACUAGAAGAAAGGGGCAUGGGGGUGGGGAUAGGGGCAGACAACUUGCUGUGGAGGGGCGUGGGAAAGAGCAGGGUGAGGACGAGAGCAAGGAGGGAGAGGGAGAGGAUGAUGAGAAAGAAGAGGAAGACGAGGACGGGGAGGAGGAGGAUGAGGAUGAGGAGGAUGAAGAGGAGGAGGAGGAGGAGGAGGGGGAUGUGUCUUCUGAAGACUCAGCUGGGUCGGAAGUUCUGGAGGUGGGGGAGGAGGAUGAGCAAGUGGAGGUAGUGGGGGGCAGGAGCAAGGUGGAGAGGCGAGGAGUGGCCCCUGGUGGUGUGAGAGACGGGGUGAGGGAGCGGGCAGGGCAGAGGGUGCAUGGGCAGGGGGGCAGAGGGUCUGGGCCGUUGCACGCAGCAGGGAGGAGAGGAGUGGGGCCGUCAUCAGCAGCAGAGGCUCAGGGUCGGUUGUUGGAGCGCAAGGGGCUCAGGGAAGGAGACAGGCCAAAGCUGCAGGCACCCUACGAGGGACCCGUUCCCUCUCGACCAUUCAGAGCCAGCUUCCCCAAGCCAACCGGCCCUACUGCUACCACUACUGCUCCUAAACCUUCUGCGGCUUCUGCCCCUACCUCGGGGCUUGGUUCAGCGGCUGUGCCUGGUACUGCUUCUGCCCUGCUAGCGUCCUCCCAACCAAGCAUGAGAGAUCUUCUCAAAACCGCUGCCAAUGCAAAGAAGGCGCUUCUGACCUCCGCCUCUUCCCCCAGGCGAGUGGGCGAUGCAGGACUGGCAGGGGACGGUUUGGGUGGGAGCGGUGGUGCUGCAGGGGUUGCUGGGGAUGAGAAAGAGGGAGACGAGGCUGGAGGUGCGGGUGGUGAGGUGAGGGCAGUGGAAGGGCGAGGGGGUGCUGGUGCUGGGAUGGGCGAGCGGCAGGAGGGUGGGAGUGGGCAGGGGGAUGGGGAGGAUGGAGCGGAGGGGUGGAAGGGCAGGGGGAGUGUUGCAGGUGCAGGGGCCAUCGGUGAUGCAAGGGAUGGUGUGGCAUGGGCGGGAGGGGCAGCAGACACGGAUGGAAAAGGGGAAGAGCCGGGGAGCAGUGGUAGAAGAGGAGGGGCGGGAGGGGGAGGAGGAGGGGGUGUGGGAGGGAGUGGUGUGGGUGGUGGUAGUGCGGGUGUGGGUGCGGGGAGUGAGCUAGAGUCCGCAGUGAUGAGGGAUACGUUUGGGGGCAUGCUGGAAACGCUGUCUCGCACCAAGGAGAGCAUUGGUCGCACGACUCGGCACGCCUUGGCAUGUGCCUGCCUUGGGAUUGCAGACCAGGUGAUGGAGAUGGUGGUGUCACGGCUGGAGAACGAGAUGAGCAUGCAUCGCAAGGUCGACCUCUUCUUUCUCGUCGACUCCAUCACCCAGAGCUCGCACCUCAAAGGUGGGCCGCCGGCAGUGUAUCCGGAAUUGGUGAAGGAUGCCUUGCUACGUAUCGUCACGGCUGCUGCCCCUGCGGGCCCUGCUGCUCACGAGAACCGCCGCCAGUGCAUCAAGGUUCUGCGGCUGUGGAAGCACAGGCAGGUGCUGGCAGAAGAGGUACUGGCGCACUACAUAGACCAGAUUGAGGCUCGCAACCGCGACCACCAGCUCUCAAGCACACCUGUCCCGCCCUCCUCUCUCCUGCAAGCCCAAGCUGUAUCAAGAGGCGGAGCAGGGGAGAGAGAGCAGGAGGAGCAGGAGGCGAGGCCUCCUGGGCAUUAUGAUCCGCAGUUGCAGCAGCACGGGCAGGAACCGGGGCAGGGGCAGGAUGGUGGGAGGAAACGAGGGGUGGAGUUCAAAGUUCCGGCGUACGGGCAGGGGAGUGAGCAUGGAGCGGGGGGGCGAGGAGAAGGAGGGGCGCAUGGGCAGGAGCAAGGGGCAGGGGCGCAGCAGUCACACCACCACGGGAAUUUCGCCCAUCCACAUAAGAGUUAUCACAAGGGGGAGGGGGGAGCAGGGGGAGGGGGACAGGGAGUGGGUGCGCACAUGCUGGUGCCGAUGAUAAACUCGGAUCGGCAGCUGAGACGGCCGUCGCGGUCUGAGAGGGCGCUGGAUGAUCCGUUGAGGGAGAUGGAUGGGCUAGUUAUGAACGAAUAUGGCAGCAUGGGUGGUGGAAUGUGUGGUGGGAUGGGUGGUGGGAUGAGUGUGGUGUGGGAUCGGUGUGGUAUGGUUGUGGUAUGGAUGGUGGAUGGGUGUGGGAUGGGUGUCCAUGGUGUGCUGUGCUGUGUGGUUGAGUCGUGGCUGAGAAGGGAGGUGGGGUCUGUGGUUGGGAGUCUCUGUACCAACGCCACAUUCGCCCUGGCCAGCCUUCUCACCGCAAAACUCGGGGACGCCGAGGCUCAAGCAACCGUGCCUAGUGCUGCUGCGGUGACAGCAGCAGCGGUUGCUGCGGCGGCGACCACAGGUGCUGCUGCAAGCACUUCUGGCUCAGAUCCCCUCCGCUCUGAGUUCUCUCUCCCUCGUUCCCGCUCCGCCCAUUACGACACGCAAAGGAGCCCUCUCGGCUUGCAAGGCCCUGCUGCUGCUUCCGCUUUCACUGCUGCUGCUUCUGCUGCUGCUGCUGCAUCUGGGCCUGGGAUAUUCCUUUCUCAAGCGUCCGCCUCUGCUUUGCAACCGUACUCGUCAGAAGCUGCUUUGCUACAAAGUAAGGAGGUUGCUGGAGGAGUCAGGGCUGAACAGGGGCAGGCAGGAGGGCACGAAGGAGCGGAGAGGGCUAGGGGUGCAGAAGGCAAACCUGAAGGGGGCCUGGGAGGUGGAUCGGGAUCACUGCUUUCUGCUACUGCUGCUACUGCUGCUACUGCUGCUACUGCUGCUACUGCUGCUACUGCUGCUACUGCUGCUACUGCUGCUACUGCUGCUACUGCUGCUACUGCUGCUACUGCUGCUACUGCUGCUACUGCUGCUACUGCUGCUACUGCUGCUACUGCUGCUGCUGCUGCUGCUGCUGCUGCUGCUGCUGCUGCUGGUGGUGCUGGCAUCGUUGGGGGCGGGUUCCUUACAAGGGGCGCCCCUGGGGAGCAACAAGGGUCCGCGUUCACUGGUGCAGCAGCAGCGGUGGCAGCAGCAGUUGCCUCUGCAGCAUCUGCUGCAGCCAGCGCGGUGGCUGCUGCUGCUGCUGCUGCCGCCUCGGGAGUGCCGCGGCCUGGCGUUGUACUGAGGGAUAGCGGUGCUGGGGGCAGUGCGGCACGGGGCAGCGGUCGUGUGUUCUCCCAGUAUCCACCGUCCCAGGACAUGGAUAUGGAAAUGAGUCCAGGGGGGGCGCAACCCCCUCCUUCCGCCUCUCCUCCCCCUCUGCCUCACCUCUCCGCCCCCCCUGCUCCAUCUGCUCCUCCUCCUCCUCCACCUGCCCUCCCUGCUGCUAGCGCUGCUCCCCCUGCAAGCCACCCAAGCAAGCCCUCGGGGCCACUCACAAUGCCCCCGCCUCUUCAGCCGCCUCAGGCCCCGCUUCCCCUGGCGCCUCUGCCUUUCCCCCACAUGAACCCGCCCCAGUUCCCGCCCCCCUUUGCCCAUGGCAUGCAGGGGGGACCUUCCGCCCCCCAGCAGCAAUUCAGGGGAAAUGGAAACUGGUUCCCCUGCCACUUUCCCCCACCUGCGCAUGUGCAGCAAGGGCCGAUGGGUGGAGGGGGGAGAGGCUUGGGCGAGGGAGCGGAAGGGAUACGUGGGAUGCAGGGGUUUGGAGGGAUGGGCAUGGGCGCUAGCGUAGGUGCUGGUGCUGCUGGUGUUUCUGCAGGGCAGCAGCAGCAGCAGCAGCAGCAGCAGCAGCAGCAGCAGCAGCAGCAGCAGCAGCAGCAGCAGCAGCAGCAGCAGCAGCAGCAGCAGCAGCAGGAGGAGGAUAUGCGGAUGGGGAAAUCUAGGCAGGAGGGGAAGGAGGCGGAGAGGCCUGUAGGAGCAGGCAGAUCGGUGGAGGGGGAACAGCAGUGGCAGGCACGGCACGCAGACAGCACAGACAGGCGAGGGGACGUUGAGAAGUUUGAAGGAGCGAGGGGCCAAGGGAUUGGGAGGUCGGAGGCGAGGGAGGAAGUGCAAGGAAGUGGGGAAAGAGUGAAAGCCAGUAUGGGGAUGUCCGGGAGAGAGAGUGGGGAAGGGAGGGGGCCUGCGAGGGUAGCAGCAGGUGCGGUGCAUGGCAAUGCACCGUCUCCCCAGAAAACACUGCCCCCUCUCGUGGCCACCCCUGCCCUGAACCCCCUGCCUCCUUCGGCGUCAGGGUUGGCUGCUUCUGCUGCGACUGGCAGCGCUGCAGCUGCGAUUGGCAGCGCUGCUGCUGCAGCAGCAGCAGUGGCUUCACAGAGGCAAGUAGCUGCGCCUGUAGCUUCUGAGGAAUCGCCUGUGAAAACUCCGCUCACAGCAGUUUCCCACAAGGAGCAACAGCAACAGGCGCAGCAGCAGCAGCAGCAGCAGCAGCAGCAGGAGCGUGUGGAGGUGGCAGGGCGACUGGCAGGGCUGCAGGUGGGUGAGGGACGAGCAUUGCACGCACGAGAGGAGACAGGCACAGCAGCAGCAUCAGAAGCACCAGCAGCAGCGGCACCAGGGGCUGCAGAGGAGGAGGGGCAGGAGAGGGGGGCGGGCAGUCAGGAUGGGUUGCGUACUCCCAGGAGAGUGCGCUCUUUCACCCAGACGCCAGGAGCACUUGCUGCAGGUGGCUACUGGACCCCUUCCUGUGCCCGCCAAUUCACUCUUACCACUGUCCUCAUCCAUCCCGUUUUCGCCCCUCUCCUACUCCCCUCUUCCCCGCUCCCCACCCCCUCUCUCCCCAUCUCUCUCCCAGCCUCCCCAAGGAGUUUCAACGCCCAACCACACCUAUCCACCUCGCCAACCACGCCCUACACCCCAUCCGCUCCCCCUCAGCUCUUCUCCCUCUCCCCCUUCACGCCUCUGCAAGCUGGGAAACCGUACAGCACCCAGGGCCCCCCUCAGUCCUUUACUACUCCAACUUCUGCUGCCGCAGCUGGAUCAGCAGGUUCAGGAACGUCUGCUGCAGCAGCUACGGCUGCAGGAGCUGCUAGCGUUUCUGCUGGGGCUGCUGCUGCUGCUGCAACUGGCACUGCCCGCGCAGGUGAUGCGUUGGCUUCUAGAGCUGGGCCUGCUGCAGCAGAAGCAGAAGCAGCAGCAGCAGCAGUGGGAGAGAGCGGCAGAGAGAGUAGCAUGCAGGGGAGCGUGCAAGGGCAGCGCACGGAGAAGAGGGAGGAAAGCCUCAGCCAGGGGCCACAGGGGCAGGCGGAGGACAGGGCGGGUGCGAGUGGGGAGGAGAUGCAGCGUGGAGGGUCACCGGAACGCAAGUCUGGCCUCAUGGGCCCGCCUGCUGCUCCCUCUGCUCCUGCUAGUGCGCCGACUACCCCUGCAGCAUCAAGAACCCUGUCUGGAACAACCCCUGUCAACACACCGAUAUCUGCCUCUGCAGUAGCAGCAGCAGCAGGUGCAGCAGGUGGUGCAGGGGUGAAGCGUUCUCCCGCGCAGCAAGGCCCGAGCCAGAGUCAGGGUCACCCGGUGUCACCACUCCCUCCUCCCGCCCGUCCCCCUCAAGCCUCCCCCAUGACCGCUCCUCCCCCGCGCCGCACCUUCCGAAGCUCUUCCGGCUCUACUGGGGAUGCUCCUGGUCCUCACCGGUCUCUCUCGCCUUCCUUCCGCCCGUCUCUAUCUCGCUCCUCGUCUGGCCACUCCUCUCCUCCUUCCGGCAUGCCCCAUUCUCCUCCCCACUUGCGCCGGUCGCCGAGUCACCCGCACAUGCAUGCGCAUUCAAACCAGCGGGGGGCACAUGGGCAUUCUCACCCGCACCCACACUCGUUCGGGCUGGGACCAGCAGCAGCAGGGCACGGGGCAGGCAUGGGUGGGGGGCCAGGAGAAGGGAGCAUGCACACUGAGUGGAGAGGGGGGGGACCGGAGAGAGGAGGAGGUAUGGAGCGAGGGUCGGGGAUAGAGAGGGGCAUGCCGCAUGGAUACCCCAACUCGCCUCCUCGCGGCGGGUUGCAGUUCAGCUGGCGGGUCCAGCCCAGGAUAUGGCGAUCGGCCACCUUCCCCUUCACGUUGUAA